Messenger RNA from Bolinopsis microptera, 1355 nucleotides. RefSeq lists its product as uncharacterized. Lineage: Eukaryota; Metazoa; Ctenophora; Tentaculata; Lobata; Bolinopsidae. Bases 1 to 1080 code for a protein of 359 amino acids. The record is from RefSeq and is a predicted model, not a curated record. The transcript is spliced from 5 exons.
AUGUCUAACUCCUACAAGCAGUGUUAUCGGAGGAACGCAGUAUUGAAACACGCCCACGCCAGACAGUCCUCCAGUCUGGACUCCCGAAGAUCGUCCGCCUCUCGUUCAAUUGACUGUGAUCUCAACAAACUACAGAGCAAGCUGAAUGAUUACAAGAAGCGGCAGUGUUCUAGCACUCUAUCAGUGUACAGCAGCAAUGGUUCCCUGGCUACAUCUGCUCACAGAAGAUCACUGCCAGGUAGUGAAGAGGGCGAUAUGGUCCACUCAGCUCCAGACAUAAGACUCCUCUUCACCCCGGAUCAGGACCCCACUAUCAAGGCAGCCUACCCUAAACGAGAACACACGGAUCAGGACCCCACUAUCAAGGCAGCCUACCCUAGACGAGAACACAGUCCCCGACUACGUACCUACUCUGCCAGCGGGGACGACAAGGUAUUUAAAGACUUACGGUUGAGACAGCUCGCUGGUCGCUUCAGUCCCAUCCCUCCAGUGGAGAGGAGAAGGAACUCCUCCUCCCCCACAGAAGACAAGAGACGAGCUUUGAUAACGGGGGUGGACGACAGGAGACACUCUACUACUCCUGAUUACAGGAGACUGAUGCAGACAUCAAACCUCCUGAGACGCCGCUCUGCUUCUCCUGACAGACUCGACAACUGGUGCCCGGACAGUGGGAUCAACUGUAGACUCAGCAACUCCACCAUUUCCCUGCAAUCAGCCUCGCCUACCGACAUCCCUGUUGGAAAAAUAUCAAGGCAGAGCAGCACAGAAGAGGAAAAUAAACAGCGGAGUCCAUUACGGGCCACCACACCCAGCAUUAAUAGGAAGGAACAGGUAUCCCAAAGAGCACUACGACCCAUAAAGUCAGCCAACCUCUCUCGACAAAGGAGCAAAUCCCUUGAAUUAGGUAUCAACACUAUCGAAGACAUUACCAACUUCUUCGACAAUCUUAAAGUAGUCAGAAGAGGGUCGAAAGCAACUAAGCUGCAGGAUACUAAGCUGCAGGAUAAAAAACGACUCAGUCUGCCAGAGAGAAAUCAGAAUCUGCUACCGGAACUAGUGGUCACCUGCCCUCAAGAGUGAGGUGUCAUGGUAACCAUUGUAGUUCCACACUGCUGGCUCUCAGAGAUAUACGACAACGGAACACAUAUGUGUCUUCAUCAGUCGAUUUAACGGUUCAUUGAAAAGUUGACGAGACGAGGCCAAUAGAAAGUAGUUAGUAGUAGUAUAGGGAGUAUAGGGGGAACUUGAAUAAGUAGUAUGUACACUAAAAUUAGGAGAACUUGUGCGUGACAGACCCACAACGUGGGGCAAUUGAAAAGUCGGAGAUUUUGGGAUUUAGAAAAUAAUUUAUAACA